AGCUGUUACUGGAUGUGAUACGUCAUUGACUCUGUGCGCCGCAACUUCCUGAACCACAGGGGAUACUAGGUGAAUAAACAUGGCUGGUCACAGACUGGUCCUGGUGCUCGGAGAUCUCCACAUCCCCCACCGCUGUAAUACGCUGCCAGCCAAGUUCAAGAAGCUGCUGGUUCCGGGCAAGAUCCAGCACAUCCUCUGUACUGGGAACCUGUGCACCAAGGAGAGCUACGACUACCUGAAGACCCUGGCGGGUGACGUGCACAUCGUCCGCGGCGACUUUGAUGAGAACCUGAACUACCCUGAACAGAAGGUGGUGACAGUGGGCCAGUUCAAGAUUGGCCUGAUCCACGGGCAUCAGGUGAUCCCUUGGGGUGACAUGGCCAGCCUGGCCUUGCUCCAGCGGCAGCUGGACGUGGACAUCCUCAUCUCGGGUCACACGCAUAAGUUCGAAGCCUUUGAGAACGAGAACAAAUUCUACAUUAACCCCGGCUCAGCCACGGGGGCCUACAGUGCACUGGAGAGCAAUAUAAUCCCAUCCUUCGUUUUAAUGGACAUCCAGGCCUCCACGGUCGUCACAUAUGUAUACCAGCUCAUCGGAGACGACGUGAAGGUGGAGAGGAUCGAAUACAAGAAGUCCUAAAAGCUGCAGUGGCGGGGGGGGGGGGGGG
Messenger RNA from Paramormyrops kingsleyae, 668 nucleotides. The record is from RefSeq and is a predicted model, not a curated record. NCBI's taxonomy places the organism in Eukaryota, Metazoa, Chordata, Actinopteri, Osteoglossiformes, Mormyridae.